AUGGAUCAAACCAAAGUCGAAUCCAGGCCUGAGGCCCCUCCGGCCACUUCAGCAAAGCCUGUCUCGAGUCCUUCCAUCGACAGGGAGCCCCUCGAAUCUCCCUUUAGCCCCAAAACCACCGAGGACAAUGACAACAACCCUCAGCCCCACCAGCAUUCCGCCGAAGACGACGACGAACUGAGUCCUCCCCCCGAGAACAUCCCCAGUCCCGCGCUUCCCGGUAGUCCCGCCAGCUCCCCUCCGGCCGACGAGCAAGCUUCCGACGAAAUCAUUGUCAACUCCAAUCGGAAUGGCCCGGAUAGGCCGUCUCCGUUCCACGUGGUUUCGGACCCGGAGGAUGAGACCAUGCCCGACGCCGACGCCGAUGACGAUGACGACGACAAUGACAAUCAGGAUCAGGAUCAGGAUCAGGAUCGGGAUCGGAGGUACCCUCAGACCACCGCAUACCCCAAGCGCAAGAGGACCUCGACCUUCGCCGACCUGAGCGAGAACACCAUAGAUGCCGUCACCAUAAAUGACAUAAUGGCCGCCGCACGCUCAAGGCCGGUUCGUCGCCAAGCCGCCGGGUACAACAAUUCCGGCGUCGUCUUGGGCUAUUGGCGCGACUCCCCCGUCGCCGACGACGAAGGAAAGCAUGCCGUUAUUGGCUUUAUCGAUGUCCGCGAUCGGCUGCGCACCCGUAUCCAAGUCGCCACCAGGGCCGGGGAGACAGCCAAGGAGCCUGUGCCCCCCGGGCCUGGUGGGCUCUGGGUCACCUUUGAGCGCAUCGUGUUCGAGCCGUAUCUCGUGGGCCUGAACCACCACCAGAUCAAGGAGUUCGUCAAGCGGCGCGCCGGCGCCCGAAACGAGGACCCCGACGCCAAACUCGAGGCCGAUCUUGCCGCCGUCGAGGACGCCAAGCGCCGCGUCUUGGAGAACCCCCACUCUGACGCCGCUCCGGCCCCCGCCGUCGCCUACGGGCCCACCCUCCCGGACGAUGCCAUCAUCUCCGCCAGCGCGAAGCGCCGCAAGCUCGCUGGCGGGCCGGCCACCAUUCUCGGUGGCGCUCCUAUGGCGCCGCCCCCGGUGCCGGCCCAGUCCUCCCGGUCCGCCGAUCCCCGGCGUGUCCUGCCCUCGGCCAGGAGCCCGUCGGAGACGUCGCCGCUGCUGGCCGAUAGCGUGCCCAUCUUCGACCCCCUCACGGGUACGCGCCCCACCCGCAUCGUCGUGGGGUACUGGAAGCCCUCCGAAGCCCCCGACCCGCGCGAUCGCCAUGCCGUUCUCGGCAUUCUGGGUCACAACGACAAUUUCCGCGUCAAAGUGAUCCGCGAAACCCGGGACGGCCGUUAUGUGGAUGGCAAUUUCCCCUCGGGCGCCGGCGCUCUGUGGAUCCAGUGGUCCGAGACGGAGCUGGAGCCCCAUAUCAAGCACCUCAGCCGUGUCGAGGUGAAGGAGUACGUACGCGUUCGCCAGUACCAGAUCGACAAAGGGGAGAAGGCCGAAGAGAGGCCGCACAACGAGACCCACGCCGUCUACGUCGCCCAGCGGCGUGCGCUGCACAUAAUCAGGACCGGCGCGCUCCCGACCAGCAGCUCCCAAUCGCAGAUGGAGGACGGGGCGGACGACGCAAGCCUUGCCGAGCCGGCGUCGGUGGGGGCGUCGGUGGGGGCGGGGGCGAGGAACGAGGGUAGGUCAUCUCUCGGUGGCCAAGACCACCUCCGGACCUCCCAUCGCCGCCAGUCUGUUGUUCCGGCGGGACGCAAUUCCUUGUCCGACCUCGACAGCCGACGGUCCUCACGCUCGCCGCACGCCGUACGUCGCGACAUCGACUCCCAAGCCCGUCGCGAGGUGGGCCGCCUCGAGCAGUACGAGAGGAGCCGUGCGCAGUCCAACGCCGACCGCGAAGCCGACCGCGAAGCCGCCGCCGCAGAUUCCUCCGAACGGACCACCGCCGCCCGUAGCGCCGGUCUCGCCAAUGGUUUCCACGCUCGCGACGAGGUGCAGCAGCUGGACGACAUCUGGCAGAAGCAGGAGGAGCAGCGCAGCCGCGCCAACAACGAAAACAUCAAGUUCUACGGAGGGACCAAGUAUGAGCGCAAGUCUACCGGCCCUUUUGUUGGGAAAUUGGUGUCCCAGGGCGUCCUCAUCAGUAUUGAUGGCGAAGACUACGUCGAGUACAGGGUUCUUACGAAGCCGUCUUUCUGCUGA
Sodiomyces alkalinus F11 is the source of this 2187-nucleotide messenger RNA. RefSeq lists its product as hypothetical. Bases 1 to 2187 code for a protein of 728 amino acids. The transcript has 2 exons. NCBI's taxonomy places the organism in Eukaryota, Fungi, Ascomycota, Sordariomycetes, Glomerellales, Plectosphaerellaceae. The record is from RefSeq and is a predicted model, not a curated record.